This is a messenger RNA of Ectocarpus siliculosus, 423 nucleotides long. The record is from the annotation of a GenBank genome assembly. NCBI's taxonomy places the organism in Eukaryota, Phaeophyceae, Ectocarpales, Ectocarpaceae.
AUGAACGAAGACAACGGCGUACAGAUAUCCUUCGAUGAAGAGUGCCGCAUUCGUGUUCUGGAUCCAGAACAGUUCAAGCACUCCGAGAUGCUAGAAGAAGAAUGCCGGGGAUUUGUCGACAAGAUCCGAGAAUUCAAUGCCUCAGUCCACACCAUCGUGGAGGUCUUGCACGAGAAUGCAGCACGAAUCGACAAGGAAAAGCUACGAGCUAUUGGGCAACGAAAUAAGGUCGAGGGGGAGCUAGAGUACCGCCUGCGACAAAAAGCUUCUCUCCAGACAAUGCUUAAGGAAAAGAUGCUGGAGCUGGAUCGUCAGAACCUUCAGUACCAGUCUCUUUUGAGGAUUGAGAGCGAACAGCUAGCCUUGAUCGAGCGGCUCAGCAAUAGCGAGACACUCACAGAGCAGGAAGCCCCACGCAAGUAA